AUGUUGGGUGCCAGCGUGCUCUAUCCAGGGAUUCCGAGUAUUGCUGGGCAAAUGGCCUUCAGCUUCAUCACGAAUGAUAAAAUCGAAGAAGGUGGAGCUAUCCGAGUUGGAUAUCCCACGGACAUUGAGAUCCUUUGCGCUGGCCAGUAUUUGUACCAGGUGGCGAUUGCUGGUGAGGUAACCUGCAUCAACUACAUCCAACAGGGCUACUUCGAGCUGCGCCUGACGCGGCCGCUGCCGCCGGGGCAGCAGGCUUUUGCUGUAACCAGCACCUGUCCUGCAGCAGUCAACGACAAUUACUUUUACAUCGUGAUCCUCACGGACAGGGGUCAGGUAUCAGAUGCUGCCAUGAGUAUUCCUGGGCUUCGGAUCCAGCAUGGCUUGCCCAUCAGUGCCAUGCCACUGAUUUGGGGCAUGGCGGAGCCGAACAGGAACACGUUUGUCAGUACGGGCAUAGAGAUACUGGGAGAGCUUCCGCUCAAGGACCCUCCCAUUAUCAGUGAGAUCAUCAUUCAGAUGCCUCCUGAUUUCUCUCACCAGGUCCAGAAGACCGCGCAGCUGGAGACGCUGACGCAGCCGCUGCCCAGGAGAGACGGUGGCUGGCUGGACGUCACGGAUCCCAGAAGGUUAAGGCUGCUUAUGGACGAGGAGGCCAUUCAGAAGCUCGCAAUCGGGGCAUACAGGUUCCAAUGGCCAAUCAUGGUGCCUGCUGUGAUGCCGAAGUACAAUAUUUGGGAGCUCACGGUGUGCAGCCCGGCCUUGCGGAACGAAUCUUGCACGGGCUCCAACGAUCCGCGAGCUGCAGCCUUGGAUCGAGGGCCUUCUGCUCACUUCUUGGAGCCCAAGGUCUUCAAACGAACAGACUCAUCGAUUCAUUACUUUGACAAUGUGUUGUGCGACUUGAUGUCGCAGAUCCUGCUGGUCGGAGAGGUCGUGGUUGUCACUGAGUCUUACGCGGGCCCAGAUGCAGGUUACCUCCGAGCCCAUGAGGGUGACAAAGUGCAGGUGCUGUACAUGGGCAAGCAGGAGGUAGAGGAGGAGGAGGGGUGGAUCUACGCCCAGAAAGGGCAGGAGGAGAUCAAGGGCUGGCUGCCCAUGUCCAAAGUCAAGACAUGCCGCAGCGACGAUGAUUUGGUGAUCGCUGGGAGGCCACCCUCGCCACCAUCCCGCUGGAUCCUGCUUUGCCAGCAAGGAGAGACCAUCAAGGUCAAGUACUGGGGGCGAUUGGAGAGUGAAGACGAACGAAAUUGGAUUUGGGCUGAGAGGCUGAACGGCAACGACGAAGGUUGGCUGUCACUGCAGAACGUGGAGCAGUUCAAGCAAAGCGCGGCCAAGGAGAAUGGCAGGCCAUGGCGACAGGUGCUGCGAAAGUAUGACUUGCUGCCCUUCCCAGACAUCAGCAAGGAUCGCGAGGCUGAGUACGCCACGUAUGAGAAGCGGAAGGUGACCGUCACCCCCGGCUUGGUCGUGCAGGUGCUUGAGCAGAAGGAUGACUGGACGAAGGUAAUGCUCCGUCAGAGCAUUGCUGGCUGGAUGAAGACGGAGGAUUUGAGCCAAGACGGCAAGGAGCCUCCGCCUCCGCCGGAGCAUCCACCGCCUGCAGUGCCCCCGCGGCCCUUGCGACCAGCGCCGAGGCCCGGCCAGUCAGCACCGGAAAGGACGUCUGAAGCUGGGAAGGGCCCGGAGAAAGUGGAGGUCGAGUCAGGGAGCUGGAGCUUUGUUUGCACCGGGUUCCGGCUCGCGUGGCAGGACCGCAUCAUCUCAGGAGGCAGAGUUCCGACCUGUGUCUCUUCAAAGAUCAGCGAUGCAGAUGCUGCCGGCGGCGCCGCCAGGCAUAUUCUGUUGGGGACCUUCGGACUAGAGACUCUGGACUAUGCCCUUGCAGACAAAACGAUGGAGAUGGGCGGCGGGGGAUCGGCUGACGUCCCGGAGUAUUUGAUCUCUGAGUCUUUGAGCAACAUGGGAUUCCCGUCGGAGAUCAUCCUGGAUGCGCGGAUGUUUCCAGACCCAGAUGCCAUGCAUCUGACGAGGCACUCUGGAAGACAUCACCUCAUCAUCAGUCGCCUAGUCCAGCACAGGAACUUUCGAGUCUGGCUAGGGAUCGCAAAGAGAAGGUUCCGAGAGGUGGUCACUCGAAUCGAGAGACGAGGUCCCAGAUCUGAGAUGAAGCUUUCUGUGGCAGUGUACUGCCGCCGAGGCAAACACAGAAGCGUGGCGGCGGCGUGUAUCCUGCACCACAUCUUCCAAGCUGAAGGUUUCCAGUGUCCUGACAUCAAGCACCUCUCCUACAAGCAUUGGAAGUCCUGCUGCAAGAUGGCAUGCAAGGAGUGCCAGGAGCCACCAGAAGAACUGCAGGGAAUCCUGCAGAGUGCCACGAAGCUUUGGCGCGAUCUUUGAAGCUGCCGCAAUACCAGAGAAAGCCGCGCGCGUGAUUAUGGACAGGCUGAUGCGAUCA
This is a messenger RNA of Effrenium voratum, 2455 nucleotides long. The record is from the annotation of a GenBank genome assembly. NCBI's taxonomy places the organism in Eukaryota, Dinophyceae, Suessiales, Symbiodiniaceae.